AUGGAGCAGUCCAAUUCUCGUUUUGCUGGCAGUUAUUACGGCGCUGAGUCCUCAGAAAACGGGUCUUCAGAAAAUGGGUUCCGAAAAGGUAAGUUGUGGGACGGCGGGUUGUGGACGGCGGGUUAUUCUUACCAGAGGUUUUUAUCAGAGAGGCUCCAGAACGGCGGGUCAGAUGACAGAUCCGUGGAGGGAGGGGUGCAUCUCCGGGAGACCAAACCCGUGGGCCGGGAGACCAAACCCGUGGGCCUGGGCUACAGGCUCGCCCAGAGAGCAGCUGCCGACGGACGGGUUGAGAACGUAUCUUUGGUCGACCUGGUGCGGUUCUCGGGUCUGGCAACACGGUACGUGGUUUACUUAGUGGGGUCCUGUAUCCUGGGCGCGGCGGCAGGCUUUGCCUCACCGCUUGCGCCGGUGCCGCUCUUUCGGUGGGACCGUUACGGAGGGGGCAACACACCGCCCCUGUCCACUCUCGUGGGGCUGGUGGGCGCCGCUCCUGUGAUCACCACUCCUGUGGGCGUGGGAGUCACCUCCGUGGGAGCCGUCCGUACAGUGAGUUGGGAGUUGCCUAUGUGGGAAUUGUCUGAACGGCUGUUAUACACUUGCGGCUUUCUACGCGUUGUGGGGUGGUUGCUGGUGGCGCCAUGGGCGGACUUGUUUGGUCGUCGGGAGGUGGUGGUGGGGACGUUGGCUGUGUCGUUGUUGGCCGCCUGUUUGUUGGCGACGCUACCCGGUGACUGUUCCAUGGGCGUGGCUGUGGUGGUGUUCCAGCUGUCGAUGCCGGGGUGGGAACUGAACGCAGGACUGUUGCAAUCGGAGACGGCGCAACCCGUCAGCAGCGUGCUGCCCCUCAGCCUCAUCAAAUUCGGCAGCAUCGCCUUCGGUCUCGGCCUCUGGUGCCUCAGCUGGCUCCGUCUCUGGGCGCGCUACCCAGAUGACGCGCGCUUCGCAGACAACUACUUCGCUGAACGCAUGACCUUCCUCAUCUGCGCUGGCCUCCUCGCCAUCGGCUUCGUCUUCUUCCGCUGGGUCGCCCAUGACAGCCCACAGUACCUCAUCCUCAAACAAAACCAAGGCGCCGCCUGGGCCGCUACGCAGUCACUCUGCCACCGAGACAGCGUCCACCACUAUCUCCGCAGCCGCCUCGCCCACCCCCCCGCCCAACCCUCGUUUGCACACGGGUCCGCUCCCGCGUUUGCGCACACGGUUACGCCCGUCCACACCGGUGCCCAUCCCGACGCGCCGCUACGGCAGUCGUGCGUGAUGGUGCUGCGCACCAGCGGCGCCAAUGCGGAGUACUUGGACGAGCCGCGGCUGGGCCGGCGGGUGUGGAGACACCUGGAGGUGGCGCGCGACCGCCGCUCCUGCCGCCUGCCGCCGCUGCUAUUCGUGGCUAUUUUGGCGGCCGUGAAAGGGGUGGGGUACAGCCUCAACAGCUGGGCCGUGGCCUACUGGGUCGGAGUCUUGGACCGACCACAUCGUAACCCCCGCCGGCUCUUCACCGACUUCGCCGCGCUCCCCGGGGCACUCCUCGCCUACGUCAUGAGCGACCUGUGGUACAAACGCCGUCACGCGCCAGACCAUGCCUCUCCACGUGGCCACUCCGGCGGUCUAGCCCAGCCGGUGGACAACGACCGCGACGCCGCCGACCACGACCGCGAGGCCGCCGACUACGACCGGGAAGCCGGCGGAGACGAGUAUGACCGAGAGUUUGCGUCCUUUGAGCAGUUCCGGGCGACGCUCAAGUUAGCGUUGGGGUGUUGCAGCGCUGUGUUGCUCUUGACGCUGGCGAGUCCGGAGGUUUUCGGACACUGUCUGGUAUUGCGAUUUGUGGUGGCGUGUGGAUUGCAGACCGUGUCAAGUGCCCUCGUCAUCUGUGCCGGCGCGAUGCUCAUUGAUGGGUGUUCCGUGAACGUGCGCGCAACCUACGUUGCUUGGGCACGCGCCCUGGGGCUGGCUGGCUACUUUUUCGCCCGCCUCCUGCACCACUCCGCCUUUUUGGCACUUACCCCUGCCACCUGGCUUUUCACUUAUUUCCUUAUCUUCGUCGCCCUCCGAAAGAAUGGCCGAAGCACCCGCGCAAGCACUGCACGACCGUUGCCAAGAACUCAUUGA
Gregarina niphandrodes is the source of this 2112-nucleotide messenger RNA. Its product is annotated as putative transmembrane protein. Lineage: Eukaryota; Apicomplexa; Conoidasida; Eugregarinorida; Gregarinidae. The coding region runs from base 1 to 2112 and encodes 703 amino acids. The record is from RefSeq and is a predicted model, not a curated record. The transcript has a single exon.